AUGAAGCACCUGCUGAGACAUGAUUGCUCGUUUGUGGAAUACAAAGACUUUAAACUGGUUUACCGUCAGUACGCCGCUCUGUACAUCGUGGUCGGCGUCACGGACAACGAGAACGAACUUUCCGUCUACGAGCUGGUUCAUAACUUUGUGGAGGUUUUGGAUAAAUACUUCAGCCGGGUGAGUGAACUGGACAUCAUGUUCAACUUGGACCGAGUCCACAUCAUCCUGGACGAGAUGAUCCAGAACGGACACGUGGUCGAGACCAACAAGAGCCGCGUCCUCGCACCGCUCACCGCCCUCGACAAGAUGGCCGACGGCUGAGGCUCCACAGGAAGUGAUGUCACAGGAUAGACAUCAUCCGGUGGAGAUUAAACUGACGGGAAUCGAACCUUCAACCUUGUGACUGUUUAAGGUUCCGAUCAAUAUGAACGGAUUUUGUCAUUUCUCCACUGACGUCUAGAUUUAUUAUUUAGUCAAAUAAAGUCAAUUUAUAAAACUUUAUUUAACCCUCCGAUGGUCAAAAGUGACCCAAAUUAUUUAGUUUCAUCUUUGAUUAUGUAUUUUAUUACGAUAUUUAAAAAAUCCUCAAACACCUUAUUUUAAUUUUAUUAUUUUGCCAUAAAGGUAUAUUUUUAUGUCUCUGCAUGAGCAGAAAAAGACGUGCGUGUUCUUUAUGUUUCGUCUCUUUUGAAGAUAUAAAUAUAUAUCUUUCAUUGUUUCAGUGAAACGUGUAAAAACAAACUAAAGGUUAAUAAUAAACACAGGACUCCGUCUUUACUUCAUACUUUGCAAACAUUUUAAUGAUUAUUUUUUUUGGAGCAUACACAUUUGAAAAUAUCUGUUUUUUUACCUCAAACUGCAACUUGAGUUAAAUAAAUGUUUAUAAUAAUAUACAAAGAAAAUACAAGAGGGGGAGCAGAGCUUCUUCAAACCAGUGUUUGUGUCUCUAGAGACUCUACAGCCGGGUCACAAAACAACCCAAAGAAACCGCUCGCACACGAAACACAGAGCUUCAAAUAAAAACAGAGGAGGAGGAGGAGCAUGAUCGUUUGAAGGAGGAGGACCUGAAGCUACGAGUCAAACCAGGCACUAAACUGAGGAGGAGGAAGGUCAACACACACACACAGCAGCCUGAAGGAGACGAGGACACAAGGGAAGGAGGCGAGGGGGUUUAAGGAUGUGAGUUUUUUUUUUUUUCUGUCAAACAUAAAUCCUCCUCCUCGUCCUCCAGCAGUCGUCAGGUUGCAAUUGGCCGGCUGAUCUGUCCGUCACGCGAGGAGCAUGCUCAGUGAGGUCAGUUGAGGUGGAAGCCUUUCUCCAUGGUGGCGGCUAACAGGCGCUCUCUCAUGAUGUCCUCGGAGGAAUACUCUGGGAGCUUCAGGUAGUGGACGCAGGUGUUCACCGACGGGUAGCUGGAGUCUGUGGCGUCCACCUGCAGCCAAUCAGAGCCAAGGAAACACCUUUACUAAAGCUCAAAGUACAGGUAUGAGAUAAAGAGCCAAUCAGAGAGCGGCGUACCUUCCGGACGAUGGUGAGGCGGGGGUGCAGGUUGGCGAGGCCUCCGGGGGGCAGCGUGGAGCAGCCGGUGGUGAACUGGAGGAACGCCUUCCUCUCGUCAGACGACAUCCCGCAGAGAACUCUGACGAACCGCAGGAAGCCGGGACUGGAGGGGUCAGAGGUCGGAGGUCACUCACCGGACUGAGGGGAGGGACUCUGGCCCCUCUAAGGGGAGGGGGGGACGGACUCUGGCCCGUCUAAGUGGACUCACCUGUCUCUGGUGAAACCCAGCUUUGGUUCUGUGUAGUUGAUGAUGUCAUCAGCGGUCCAGGAUGGUGAUUGGUUCCCACAGAGGAUCAUCUGAACCUCUUUAUGGCUGAAAGAACUCAACUUCUCCAUCGGAAACACUCGAUUGAAUCCCUCUGAGGAGGAGAAGAGGAGAUGAGACAGGAGAGGAGCGGAGGAGACAGGAGAGGAGAAGAGGAGACAAGAGAGGAGGGGAGGAGACAGGAUGAGACAGAAGGAUUGUUUAAUUGUUUUUUCAUGGUUUAAUGUUGAUUCUCCUCAUGAGUAACAGACAGGAACCAGUUCACUGUGUGUCUUUCUGUGUGCGUCUCUGUGUGCGUCUCUGUGUGUGUGUGUGUGUGUGUGUCUCUCUGUGUGUGUCUGCGCGUGUGUACCUCUGAAGGCCUCCAUCUGUUUCUGGAUCCCCGUGUGCAUACAGAAGUCAAACAUCAGCUCCACGUACUCCUCAGCGUUCUCCAUCGUCACCAUCUGUAAGAAACCAGGAGGUGUUCAGGAACCAGAACUCUGAAGUGGAUCCAUCAACACCUCAGAACUCAGACGUGGUCUUUACCUCGUCGUCUCCGUUUGGUUUCAGAUCCACAGCCGAGAAACCGUGAACCUUCGAGGACGGACAGAACUGGAAGUUCAACCUGAGGACAACAAGACAACCAGUUAGUCCAGCAGGACCAGACCAGACACACAAACAGGUUUAGUGGUUUCACUGAAGGUGAACUGGAGACCAGAGGUUCCGCUGUGGGGACGUGGUCUUACCCGAGGUCCUCGAUGCUGAGGGGCGGUCCAGAUCCCAGAGGGUUCCUCAGCAUCAGGUCCUGGAGUCUGGUGUUCUUCUCAUCUUCACACAGACUCUUACUGGAUAGAAUCUGCCUCCUCUUCACCGCCAGCUCCUUCACCUCCUUCAGGAAACGAGCCCUGCGGGGGGGGGGGGGUCAAAGACCAAGAGGAGGAGGAGACACAAAAUAAAACAUGGUUAUUAAUGAUUAACUGUUUGCAGUGAUACGUUCUGGGUUUUCCUCCUUUGGUGAAGAUUCCACAGAAGCAGACAGUCAAACCUCUCUCACUACUCUUCUUCUCCCAUCACUCCAUCCCUCUAAACAGCGCCGCCUAGUGGUCGUAUCUGAUCACUUAACAUAACUAUAGAUAUUAGAUAUGUGACCCUGUGCUUACAUAAUUAUGUUUACAUCACACAAUCUCACGCUUACAAUACAAAUCAAGUUGAUUGGCGGCUGUGGUCCUGUACAACACCUGCCUCACCACCUGCAU
Messenger RNA from Anarrhichthys ocellatus (wolf-eel), 3063 nucleotides. RefSeq names its product adaptor related protein complex 4 subunit sigma 1 (gene ap4s1). NCBI's taxonomy places the organism in Eukaryota, Metazoa, Chordata, Actinopteri, Perciformes, Anarhichadidae. Bases 1 to 321 code for a protein of 106 amino acids. The transcript has 5 exons. Gene Ontology annotation, biological process: protein transport. The record is from RefSeq and is a predicted model, not a curated record.